Molecule: messenger RNA, 1020 nt
Organism: Lodderomyces pseudojiufengensis
Lineage: Eukaryota; Fungi; Ascomycota; Pichiomycetes; Serinales; Debaryomycetaceae
Gene: HMT1
Product: protein-arginine omega-N methyltransferase
Exons: 1
Coding region: 1-1020 (339 amino acids)
Biological process (GO): peptidyl-arginine methylation
Cellular component (GO): nucleus
Molecular function (GO): protein-arginine N-methyltransferase activity
Source: RefSeq, a predicted model, not a curated record
AUGUCUGAAUCAGCAACAGACAAGUCCCAGCUCGAUAAAUAUGAGCAGCAUUAUUUUUCAUCAUAUGAUCAUUUUGGAAUUCAUGAAGAAAUGUUAAAAGAUACUUCACGUACAUUGAGUUACAGAAAUGCUAUGUAUAGAAAUAAAGAUUUAUUUAAAAAUAAAAUUGUACUCGAUGUUGGAUGCGGUACUGGUAUACUUUCAAUGUUUGCUGUAAAGGCUGGAGCAAAACAUGUUUAUUCAGUUGAUAUGUCAUCAAUAAUAGGGAAAGCUAGGGAAAUAGUAGAAUUAAAUGGGUUUAGUGAUAAAAUAACUUUAUUACAAGGUAAAUUAGAAGAUAUACAGUUACCUGUGGAUUCAGUAGAUAUAAUAAUAUCUGAAUGGAUGGGAUAUUUUUUAUUAUACGAAUCAAUGCUUGAUACUGUUUUGUAUGCAAGAGAUAAAUAUUUAGUCAAAGGAGGAUUAAUUUUACCGGAUAAAUGUCAAAUGUUUAUUGCAGGAAUUGAAGAUGGUCAAUAUAAAGAAGAGAAAAUUCAUUAUUGGGAAGAUGUUUAUGGAUUUGAUUAUUCACCAUUUAUAAAAACAGCAAUGGAAGAACCAUUGGUUGAUACUGUAAAUAAGCAAGCAUUAAUAACUGAUAGUUAUAAAUUUUUUGAAUUUGAUAUAAAUACCGUGAAGAAAGAAGAUUUAGCAUUCAAAAGGCCGUUUGAAUUAACAAGUAUUGGAGAUGAUCAAUGUCAUGCGUACAUAGUAUAUUGGGAUGCAAUCUUUCCAGGUAAAGAAAAAAUCGUGUUACCAACUGGUCCAAUGAAUCAUUACACUCAUUGGAAACAAACUGUAUUUUAUAUGGAUCAAGUAUUGGAAUUGAAAAAAGGUGAUAAAAUUUUUGGAGAAAUUGAUGCUAGACCCAGUACCAUUAAUCCAAGAGAGUAUGACAUUGAACUUAAGUGGGAUUUGAAUAUCGAAGCUAAAGAUGAAUCAAGAAAUCAAAAAGGUUCUUAUAAAUAUUUUCUUCGAUAG